CAACGAAGAAGAAUCGCCAUACCCGGCUCUGUUUUUGUAGCUCUGUCUGCAAGAACCUUUUUUUUUUUUUUUUUUUAAUUAUUAUUAUUACCAUAGUUUAUAACAUUGUUGGAAAUGGCUCGUCGCAGGGUCCAGCAUUUAAGGGGCAUUUUAACUGAACGCCUCAACGCCGUGUUCGAUGAGAUAUUUGGAGAAGUUGAAAGUAUCUUGGAGGAUUGCUGUGAGGAAAACAAACGCCUGAGGAGCACGCUGCACAUGGUGAUCAAUCCCGAGUUAAAGCUAACCCGCAUAGAUGACGGUCGACACACUGGAGCCCACGCAGAGAGGCCGUUUGAGAGAAACUCCCAGUUUGAAUUCGAAGUAUCUGAGCCACCGACUAAAAAACCCAAAGAAGAGUUAAUUGAAACAGAGGUAAAGUGGGAACCGGAGCAGCAACAAGUACCCGGGGAGGCCGUACUUGACUGUGUAAAAACUGAACCGAAGGAAGAAGACACAAGCAUCGCUGAUUUAUACCAGAUUAAUGUAGUGGAUUACAGCACCGACUCUUCAGCCACCCUCUCAGAUGAGGAAGAGAACAGUGACCAGAGGGAGAGUUUCUCAGAGCUUGGAGCAGGUUCGGAUUGCUCACAAGCGUUCAGGGGCGAUGAAGCAGAAGCUGAGAACCAGGAACGUCAAGCUCGUCCUGCAUCUUCAAAGACGAAUAAGAAUAACCCGUCCCUGCAGAAAACCAUGCUGAAGUUUCCUAGGAUCAUGCCCUACAAACCUUUCAUGCCUCCCCCACCUGACUGCCAGUCAUUCUUUGAAAGUCUCAAGGAAGCCUUUAUAGAUUUUCCCGAUGAUAAGAAGCCUCUGAUCACAACAAUUGACCUGACGUCCAAUGUAGAAUUGGUGGACUCUGCUCUUGGUCAAGUCCCUAAAGGUUGCCCUCUCUCCUAUCAUUUCCCUCUGCCAUCAAGUCAGGACUUUAAGGCUUGUGACGACGCUCCCCCUCGGCCGCAGCUCCCGCUUGCUAUUAACAACCUGGAGCUUGCGGACCUCUCUGUGCUCAGUGCUGAGGACCAUGAACGUGUAAAUAGCAUGCAGAUCACCUGGGAGGCAGCACAUCAUCUGGAGCUCUCGACACGUGAAUGCAGGGAGUCUAUAGAAGAGCACCGGAAGAUGCGCUUGACCUACCGCUUCAAAGAAAUCUGCAAACUUCAGCCGGGACGUAAACAUGCAGAAGACCUGAUAUAUAAGCUUCUGAAAGGACCCCCCAGGUCCAAGAUGGCACAGAUAGAGGAGGAGCUGAAGACCGAAGCACUUCGGGAAUACUGCCGCCAUUUGUGUGUGAACUGGUAUCCCUGCGGUCUGGUUGUCCACCCAAACGCCCCGUGGCUUGGGGCAGCGCCUCACGGGUUGGUGUACGACCCCAACGAGCAGGACCGCUUCGGACUGGUGCACAUCAAGUGCGUCAUGCUGCCGAGCUUCGCCGACUCCAAUUUCGUGUUCAGCAGGAACGGAGAUUUACAGCUGAAGAGGCACCACCUGAGCUACUGGCACAUCCAAGGAGAGAUGAUGGUGACCGGAGCGACGUGGUGCGAUCUGCUGGUGUACUCCAGAGAAGACAUUCUUGUUCAACGCAUCUACCGCGACGAGGCCAACAUCACGGACAUGAAGGAGAAGUUGGAUGAGUUCUUUUUCAGCUACUACUUGAAAGGUUUUUUCACUAGUACGACCCAGUAGCGAUAUCAUCACACCCCUGACUUAUGGAGGGGGUUUUAUUCUGGCUGUGAGACAUGCCUUUUUGCCAUAUGAGACAAACACAUCUUUACCUAUACCAUUCAUCAGUGUCCCUGUCACAAAUUGUGAACUGUCCAUUCUAAAUAAGCUGUAUAUGAACCUACAUAGGUUCCCCUCAGGUUUUCGGAUGUGUGUUUUUGUAGACUGCAAACGACUCGAAGUUAUAUUUUCUGACCUCUACAACACCACUGAUAAUAAGUGUGUGAUUUUUUUGUAUUAGUUUCACUAAAUUUAGAAUUUCCUUUUUCUUAUAUAUAUAUAUAUUUUUUUUUUGUUAUUUGUCCUUUUGUCAAACUGAAUUGUUUUUUUCCUGCAUGUUUCUCGUGUUACUACUCUUGUUCUUAUCAUGCGUAGUUUGACAUAUUGAUUAAUCUUUGAUCAGUCAUUCACUGAAAGAAAGACAGAAAAAAACUUACAAAUAGAGCAGUGUUACAGUUUCAAGUGAUGUUUUGUCUGUGUUUCCCCACUUGCUACACAUUUCAAUCCCCUUUCAGAUCUCAGAGCUUUAUCAUGUCUGAAGGUUCCCAGUCAUCCAGGUCGGGGUGCAUCUAAAACCAAAGCUAAAACGCAGGCAAUAGGAGUUUUGGUUUUUAUUAGGAAUAUAUUUAUGUGGGUCGAGCACAUUUCUGAGGACACUGAUCUCACCUGCAGGAUAUUCUGAACAAUUUCUCAAGUUGUACGAGUCUCUGGUUGUUAACUGAUUCUACAGCUACAGCUUUUGAGUUUCAGGUGAGCAGGUGUUCAGCUUCAUUUUUAAAUAAGAGGAAACAUGUAUUCAGCACCUUUAUUUCCUUUAACUUCCACUUUUCUUUAACACUAGAGUCUUUCUGACAUUGUCUUUGACAUUAUUCACUUUGAUGUGAACUUAAGCUGAAUGCCAACAUGUAUUAACAAUAUUAAUUAAACAGAAAAAUGUCCUUGGUAGGCACAUGUGACAGUAAAUAUUAUUUAUAAAUGUGCUUUCUUUCUUCAGUCUUUGUGUGUUAAUAUCUUAAAAGGUUGCGAUAAAUUGGAAAUGCUCUAUAAACUACCAAAGCUGAUGUAGCUGUGCUGCUGCUUUAUUCCUGACAAGUUUUUUUUUUUUUUUUUUAAUUAAAAAUCU
Molecule: messenger RNA, 2881 nt
Organism: Mugil cephalus (flathead mullet)
Lineage: Eukaryota; Metazoa; Chordata; Actinopteri; Mugiliformes; Mugilidae
Exons: 4
Coding region: 115-1722 (535 amino acids)
Source: RefSeq, a predicted model, not a curated record